AUGCUUUAUGCCUUUUUGCACAGGAGUAGCAGCUUGUUGGGAGUUGAGUGUCUCUCUCUCUCUGUGCGCGCUGACCGGAGGGGGCUGGCUCUCCAUGAUUGAAUCCAGCUGUUUCUGAAAGUGCUCGGAGGAGGCCAGUCGUCAAUUUGCAUUGCUAAAUAAUCUGCAAGAGCCUGACAAGAGUGGAGGAGAAACGGAACAGUCCAUUUUGAAAAAGGCAUUUGCUGCAACACUUGGUGGUCAAUGCACCGAAGCUCCAGCUCGACCAGCCAGACAGCGGUUUAAUGACAACCAGGUGUCUGUUUACGCGUAAAGGCGCAUAGUUGUUGGGGUGGGCGGUUCGAGUCCUGCUGAGGGGAUUUGGGGAGAAUUUACGGGUCGUCUGAAUCUUUCCUUUGAGAAAACAAACCAUGCUUUUUGAAAUACGUGGCUUCAGGUUUUGCUCUUCCGCAAGGAUGUUGGCAGCUCUGGUAUUUAUUCUGCUUUGUAUCCAGCCUGGACAUGGACAGACCUGCACAGAAGGUUUUACUUAUGACCGCAGGUCGAGACAGUGUAUAGAUGUGGAUGAGUGCCGUGCCCUGCCAGAUGUUUGCCGUGGAGACAUGCGCUGUGUGAACCAGAACGGAGGCUAUCUCUGCCUGCCGAGGAGCCUGUACAACCAGCCCUUCAGACCGGAGACUCCAGCCCUGCCGGAGCCACUCUACCCGGACGCGUCGGCGGGUUUUCCAGACACCUUCCAACCUCCAGCUCUUCCGAGAUCUGUGGAGCCCAGCUACCCCAGAAUCAGGUCCACUGCGCAGUGCACCCUGGGAUAUACUCUUGCAGAGGAUGGCACCUGUAAUGACAUUGAUGAAUGUGAGACAAACUCUCAUCAGUGUAACCCCACCCAGGUCUGCAUCAAUACAGCAGGUGGCUACACCUGUUCCUGCACUGAAGGAUACUGGCUCAUUGGUGGACAGUGCCAGGAUAUUGAUGAAUGUCGCUAUGGUUACUGCCAACAGCUGUGUGCCAACGUCCUUGGCUCUUAUUCUUGCUCCUGCAACCCCGGCUUCAUCCUCAUCUCAGACAGCAGGACCUGUCAAGAUGUGGAUGAGUGUGAAGAUGAACCAUGCAGUCACGGCUGCUUCAACACCUACGGCUCCUAUAUGUGCAACUGUGACGAGGGAUUCGAGCUGGCGUCCGACGGUACUUCUUGCAUUGAUUUGGAUGAGUGCAGCUUCUCUGAGUUUCUGUGUCAGCACAGAUGUGUGAACACGCCUGGCUCUUUUUCCUGCAUCUGUCCGCCUGGAUAUUAUGUAUUUGAGGACGGCAGGAGUUGUGAAGAUUUCAAUGAAUGUGACACUGGUAACAACACCUGUACAACAGCACAAGUAUGUUUCAAUUUCCAGGGAGGCUAUACAUGCCUGGAUCCUUUACAGUGUCACUCUCCUUACAUCGAAGUUAGUGACAAUCAGUGUAUGUGUUCGGCUGAGAACCCUGCCUGCAGGGACAAACCCUUCACUAUUCUGUUCCGACACAUGGAUUUGUCGUCGGGGCGCAGUGUGCCUGCAGACAUCUUCCAGAUGCAGGCCACCACGCGCUACCCCGGCGCCUUCUACAUCUUCCAGAUAAAGUCGGGCAACGAAGGACGAGAGUUUUACAUGAGGCAAACCAGUAAUGUGAGCGCCACACUGGUGUUGUCACGGCCAAUCAAGGGGCCCAGAGAGCUGGUGCUGGACUUGGAGAUGGUCACGGUCAACAACGUCAUCAACUUCAGAGGCAGCUCCAUCAUACGUCUGACGGUAUUUGUCUCAGAGCACCCGUUCUGAGCGUCCCAAAUGAACUUCAUCUGCAGCUGAUGUAAUGGUUCGUUUGAGACAGCUCAUCACCUUUUUUUUUUUUUUUUUAAAUCAUUAUCUCAAUAAAGACACGUCCGAUAAAGACUCAGCCGAGACCAGCUGAUGGGAAAGCAUCCUUGUGCUCCAAUUCCCACCCUGGUUUAAUGGACACUGAGCUUUUAUGGCUGCGAUAUGGACUUUCAACACAGAGGGAUAUUUAUGGUGUACAAUUUCUGACAUCCUCUAUUUAGAAAAAUGAGCUGAAAAUGAUGGAAAUUACCCCUCACUCAAUACCAGUGUAUACACAAUACAGUUUCCCCAGUUGUCUGUGAAUUUUCAUCCCUUCAGAUAAGCUGUGAAAGUGACUUUUAUAUGCCUGAAUUCAAGAGCUGUCAUUGCAUCAUGAGUGCCAUCAGAUCAUUGUCGUGUUUUUUUAUGAGACGGGAGGAGAAGCGGUUAUCUGAGCACAAGUGUAAAUGUACAUUUGCAGUGGCAAUAUUUGAAAUGAUGUAACAACCAGUCAUUAACUGAAUUAUUGAUCACGGUUUUUGUUAGACCAAUAAAUGUCUUCACCACACA
Molecule: messenger RNA, 2396 nt
Organism: Sebastes umbrosus (honeycomb rockfish)
Lineage: Eukaryota; Metazoa; Chordata; Actinopteri; Perciformes; Sebastidae
Gene: fbln5
Product: fibulin 5
Exons: 11
Coding region: 411-1808 (465 amino acids)
Molecular function (GO): calcium ion binding
Source: RefSeq, a predicted model, not a curated record